CUAGUAAUAUCCUAAAACUGGAAACAACUUCAAUGUCCACAACAGUUGAACAGAGAAGCUGUGGCACGCCCACACAACGGAAUCCUGCUCAGCAGUAAAAAGUCAAGGACGGUGAUAAAUGCAGUGAUAUGGGUGGAAUCUCAAAAUCAAUAUCCUAAGUGAAACAAGCCAAGCAAAAAGCACAUAGUGUACGACUCCAUUUAUAUAAAGUUACAGAACAUGCCAGCAAAUCCACUGAUGGGUUUGCCAGAGACAGGGUGGAGUAAAAGGGGCCCGAGGAAACUUUUAGGGGUGAGGGGAAUGCUUGUCAUGGUGAUUGUGGUGAUGGUUUUGCAGGCGUGUAUGUAUGGAAAAACUGAGCGCGUUAUACACCUUAAAUACAUGCACUUCAGUCACGUUGCAGGUUGGGGGAGGGCUGCCGCACCCUAAAUUCUCCCUCUUGUUCUCUUAGGAAGCUUAAAGGAAAACAUUUCAAAUCAUGGUGAUGAGAAGGCCUUUGGAGCCUGAAACAUGAGCCAGCUGCGAGCCACGAAGCCCGGGCUCCUCCUGUGUGCAGGCAUAUGCAUCUUUGUUUUUCUGUAUUUACGGAAUCCAACCCCUGAGGAAGCAGAGGAGGAACCCACCUACCCAGCAGUAGUGGAAUGUGGCUUUUAUCCGGAUGAACUGUGUUCAGCUUUAUUUGAAGGGAAAGGGGCCGCCCUCCAAAUUGCAAGAUUUUGCAAAAACCCUCGUGGUUCUCAAAUUCUUGCUCAUUUACGCACACCAGGAAAUUGCUCUAGGAUUUCCCAGGAGUUGCAUUUCAUAACCAGACCCUUGUCUGCAGAAGAGAGCAGUUUCUCUUUGGCAUAUAUUAUAACAAUUCAUAAGGAACUGGCAAGGUUUGUGCAGCUUCUCAGAGCUACUUAUGUGCCUCAAAACGUUUACUGUAUUCAUGUUGAUGAAAAGGCCCCGAAGAAGUACAAGACUGCUAUGCAAACCCUGGUUAACUGUUUUGAAAAUAUUUUUAUUUCAUCAAAGAGAGCAACAGUGGCUUACACUGGCUUUACAAGACUCCAGGCAGAUAUUAACUGUAUGAAAGACCUGGUCCAUUCCAAAUUUCAAUGGAACUACGUCAUUAACCUUUGCGGACAGGAUUUUCCAAUCAAAACAAACAAAGAAAUCAUACACUACAUCAGAACCAAAUGGAAUGACAAAAACAUCACUCCUGGAGUAGUUCAACCACCAAACAUGAAUUCCAAGACAAGUGAAAGUCAGCCUGAAUCCACCCCUGAAGGAAAUAUCUACAUAUCUCCAAACAAAAGAUUCAAGGACGAACCGCCCCAUAACUUAACAAUUUAUUUUGGAAGCGCUUACUAUGUCCUAACGAGGAAGUUCGUAGAGUUUGUACUGACUGACACCCGCGCAAAAGACAUGCUUCAGUGGUCCAAAGACAUCCAGAGCCCGGAACGACAUUACUGGGUGACUCUGAACCGACUGAGAGAUGCCCCGGGAGCCACGCCGGAGGCCGGCUGGGAGGGAAAUGUUCAUGCUGUGAAGUGGAGACACGAGGAGGGAAGUGUUCACGAUGGAUGUAAAGGCCGCUACGUCCACGAGAGCUGCGUGUAUGGACCAGGAGACCUGCCGUGGAUCAUUCGGUCACCUUCUUUGUUUGCCAACACGUUCGACUCGACAGACUCUCUGGUGGUGACCUGCCUGGAGCGGUGGCACCGGCUGCGGGUGCUGCGACAGGCAGAGGCUCCUGUGGAGCCACACUGGCGUUUCCCACAGGACGGUCACUUCAACAGGAGACUGAGCCACUGA
Messenger RNA from Callorhinus ursinus (northern fur seal), 1800 nucleotides. RefSeq names its product beta-1,3-galactosyl-O-glycosyl-glycoprotein beta-1,6-N-acetylglucosaminyltransferase 7. NCBI's taxonomy places the organism in Eukaryota, Metazoa, Chordata, Mammalia, Carnivora, Otariidae. Gene Ontology annotation, cellular component: membrane. The record is from RefSeq and is a predicted model, not a curated record. Gene Ontology annotation, molecular function: acetylglucosaminyltransferase activity.